Messenger RNA from Penicillium maclennaniae, 1473 nucleotides. RefSeq lists its product as uncharacterized. The transcript has a single exon. Bases 1 to 1473 code for a protein of 490 amino acids. NCBI's taxonomy places the organism in Eukaryota, Fungi, Ascomycota, Eurotiomycetes, Eurotiales, Aspergillaceae. The record is from RefSeq and is a predicted model, not a curated record.
AUGGCGACAUUUACGAUGAGACGACUUCGUCUCCACACGAGUCAGGUGAAGACACUCCGAGCGUCAAGCUUGGCUGAGGGUCUACGCAGCGCCUUGGGGCACCUGUUCCGUAUUGCAGUCUCUUUCUCACUACUCUUCAUGGAUAAUACGAUUUUGAUGGUGGCGGUCUUGCUCGCGCGACUGCGGCCCGCCGAUCGGCACCAGGCAUUAUCGAAUGACGGACAGCCCUACCCCAAGACGAUGCUGAUCACAGGAAUCGGUACAUCGCAUGGCCUGGCCCUCGCACGAGCAUGGAAGGCUGAAGGCCACCGUGUAGUGGGUGCAGAUGUCGUGGAUCUUGAUCUACCUAUUCGAUCAGGCGGGAGCAUGUCCAGGACACUCGUCGCAUUCUACCAGGUCCCCACUGACCAUUAUAUCUCAAAAAUCUUAGAAAUUAUUCAGCGCGAGGAGAUUGACCUCUGGGUUCCGUGCUCGCCUAGGGUCACCGCUAUCGAAGAUGCCACGGCUCGGCAAGUCGUCGAGAGUCGGACCAUCUGCAAAUGCAUUGCAUUUGAUGCCGAUUUGGUUGCAUGUUUUGUUCGCCCGGAUUCAUUCAAGCACUUCUUAGUGGAGCGAGAUCUUCCCGUAUUGGAGCAUUUUCAGGUACAAUCGCGCGACUCUAUUCACAAAAUCUUGCACCGAACCCCAGCCAAGUCUUAUCGCCUCAGCUCGGGUGGAAGUGAAUCAGCCGUCUCGCUGCCAAAGCGGACACUUAGCAGAACAUACUCGGAGAUUAGCGAGCUCAACAUCUCCAAGGAAAAUCCUUGGACUCUGCAGCAACAAAACCGACUGGGAGAGUUUUUUGCAGAUCUGUUGGUCAUACAAGGCCAUGUUCAGGCCAUCAAGGUCCGACUCGCGGGUACUCGAUCUCCUCAUUGGGGUGCCUCGAGACUCGACGAAGCCCUGGCCGCCGCCAUCCAUCGGCUCAUGCAGAGUUUUGCGAGCAAAGUAGGCCCGCGGAUGACCGGUCAUCUUUCAGUUCGGCUGCUGGUUGAUGAGGAAUCUGACAUUUCGUCCGUUCGCCAUACCAUCUACAUCGGGGAUUGUAUUUCAGGAGCAGCAGCUUUCAAUAAUCUGUUGCGCAAUGCACCAUGUCCUGUCUCUGGUUACCUUGCAGCCCUCGACUCAGCCCCAACGGAGCCUCCCGCUUGGAAGGUGAUGGCUACCUUAUCGCCCAACAAGCCUCCGUGGCUGACCUUGCUGGAUAACAAUUUUGUGGCCCAUCUACUACCGUAUUCCAAUACUGUGAAACAUGCAAUCACAUCUCUUGAAGGAACACUUGAGCCGUUCCUCUUCUGGGUGAAUCCGCGGUUCUCAUAUCUCGACCCCGUCCCCUGGUGGUGGCAUGUGCAUGUUUACCAGCCACUGCGAGAAAUCUGGAUGUUAGUGAAGCAAACUCGGGCCGCAUUUUUGGCCGGAUAUUUUGACGAUUGA